This is a messenger RNA of Prunus mume (Japanese apricot), 994 nucleotides long. Its product is annotated as cyclase-like protein 2. Gene Ontology annotation, molecular function: arylformamidase activity. The record is from RefSeq and is a predicted model, not a curated record. NCBI's taxonomy places the organism in Eukaryota, Viridiplantae, Streptophyta, Magnoliopsida, Rosales, Rosaceae.
AUGCCCAAAACCAUGAACCACCACCAAUCCGUUCUUCCUUCCAUUUUGCUCACACUCUCUUGCUUCUUCCUCUCUUCCUCCUCCGUCUACAGUUCCGGGGGCGGUGGCAACACCCCGAAACCCGUAAGGAGAGAAGUGUACGGCAAUGGGAGAAUCUUUGACAUCACCCACAGGUACACACCGGACCUUCCUUUCUAUGGUUCCAAGAAUGGGAUCGGCCACUUCCUGUGGCUCCAGCUCAGCAUGAAGAAUGCUUCUCUCACCAACAACUCUGAGUUCGACCUGCCUGCCCACACUGGAACCCAUGUUGAUGCCCCUGGCCAUGUUUUUGAUGACUACUUUGACGCAGGGUUUGAUGUUGAUCAGCUUGACCUGGAUGUCCUCAAUGCUGAAGUUAUGAAGUACUUAAAUAUUCCCAAGGGUACACGCCGGGUCCUUUUCAAGACAUUGAAUACUGACAGGCGGCUUAUGCAUCGAAAGGAAUUCGACUCGAGCUUUGUGGGAUUCACGGAGGAUGGAGCAAAAUGGGUAGUAGACAACACAGACAUCAAACUUGUUGGAACUGAUUACUUUUCCAUUGCCACCUAUGAUGAAGCAAUUCCGGCUCAUGUUGCCUUUCUCAGAGGCAGGGAAAUCAUUCCUGUGGAAGGCCUAAAGCUUGACGACAUCCAACCCGGAAACUAUUCUGUGCAUUGCUUGCCUCUAAGGUUGCUUGGUGCUGAAGGAGCACCAACAAGAUGCAUCCUCAUCAAAUAAGAUGAUCCUUGAGCAGAGAGAUAGUCUCCAGAGGUGUUGAAAGGAAUAAAGAAGCAGUACAAAAGUUAGGGAUAUUGCUCCUAAUCUUGUGGUUAGUAUGUAGAGGUGGCCCUUGUAUAUGGCAUCUAGCUAGACCUUAUUGUACUGCUCAUGAUUCAGAGUCCAACAAAACUUCUUUUUCAACUUAGAUUAAAAGAAAAAAGCAGAAAAGGUGGCAUAAGAAUUGAUUAUAUGGAGA